This is a messenger RNA of Tetranychus urticae (two-spotted spider mite), 1339 nucleotides long. Lineage: Eukaryota; Metazoa; Arthropoda; Arachnida; Trombidiformes; Tetranychidae. The record is from RefSeq and is a predicted model, not a curated record.
UUGAGCGAUUUUUGCAUGAAUCUAUUAUAACUUUUCUUCAAAACAUUGAUCUUUUGUCCAGGCCAUUCAUUCAACAUUAUCGACCUGAUCAAACCAUUCGGUGUUCAAGCACUUUUAAAUGCUUCACUUACUGUUGAUACUUUUUUCUUGAUCAGGUAAGAUUAAAGGGACAUCUUUUUACCAUCGAAAUAUUGCAGCAAAGUUAUUAAUUAUUCCGCUUUUAGUGGACUCUUGACUUCUUAUAUGACCUGGCAAAUGACAAAUGGUUCACACAAUAAAUUCAAUACAUUUUGGCUCGUUGUCACUCGUUAUUUGCGUCUAACACCAUUCAUGAUAAUUGCUAUGUGUGCAACGAUUCUUUUACCGACGAUGGGUUCAGGGCCACUUUGGAAUGAAUUUGUUGCUCAAUUCGGUCGAGACUGUGAAAAUAAUUGGUGGAUUAACAUGUUUUACAUUCAAUCAUUUUAUAAAACCAAAGAAAUUGUAAUGUCAAAAUUCCCCUUUCCUUUUAUUAUUCAGUGUUUAUCUUCCACUUGGUGGCUCUCCGUUGAUAUGUUUUUCCACAUUCUGUCAGUUUUAGUUCUCAUUCCAUUGAUGAAGAAUCAAAGGUUGGGAAUCACCAUCAACUCAAUCAUAAUUUCAUGUUUCGUUGCGACUUCAGCGUUCAUCAACAUUACCAGAAACUAUCCAAUCUCAAUUUUACCAACAUUCCCUCAAGUGGAAGAGUUUUGGAAUGAUUUUAUUGUCAACUUUUUCUGGAAACCUUAUAUUCAUGGACCACCAUUUUUCAGUGGAUUGUAUUUGGGCUACUUAAUUGCGAGAAAAAAGUACAUCAAACUAACCAAAAAUGUAUCAAUACUUGCUUGGGUAAUGGUAAUCCUCGCCCUUUUCACCGUUCUUCAUGCUCCAUAUCCUUUAGCCAUUGGUAAAACUUGGUCUAAAUGGGCUGUGAUGGUCUAUGAGUCGACUAGUAGAGUAAUUUGGUCACUAUCUGUCUCUUGGAUCAUUUAUGCUUCAGCAUCUGGUCAUGGAGGUUUAAUCGACAAGUUUUUGAGCUUACCAAUAUUCAUACCAUUUGCAAGGAUAUCUUAUGCAGUCUAUUUAAGUCAUUUAAUUCUCAUUUUUGCUUACAUGGGAUCGAGAAGAAGCUUGCUUUUUACAGAUUCAUUCACCGCUGUAAGUAACCCAAUAUUCAUCAGAAUUGUUUACUUGAUUUUCGUCAAAUUAUUAUAACUUUUAUUUAUCCUGCAGAUAAGUCUUUUUCUGUCUCAUUGGGUUCUAUCGCAAAUAAUUGGCUUGAUUGGAGCUGUUGUUUUUGAAUAUCCUUUUAUUAAUAUUC